Exaiptasia diaphana is the source of this 964-nucleotide messenger RNA. RefSeq lists its product as uncharacterized. NCBI's taxonomy places the organism in Eukaryota, Metazoa, Cnidaria, Anthozoa, Actiniaria, Aiptasiidae. The record is from RefSeq and is a predicted model, not a curated record. The transcript has a single exon. The coding region runs from base 5 to 808 and encodes 267 amino acids.
UCACAUGUUACCUCCAGGUUGCUAUAAUGGCUGCUGUCGAUCUCAUCCUUGCAUGAACGGAGGAACAUGCGAAGAGCUCUGCACCACCCCAAAAAAGAAGUUCGCCUGCAAAUGCUCCUCAGUGUGGUACCAUGGGAAGGUUUGCGAGAAAAAAUAUCCUUCGUCAUGYUUGGAAAUUUUGAAAAAUUCCCCAAAAGGAGUAAUCCCGGCAGAUGGUAAUUACACCAUCAUGUUAAAAAACAACUUGAUUCUGAAAACGAUAUACUGUUCAUUUGUUKCACCAAAUAGGGCUUGGGCUCUAAURGAAUCGUUCUCUUUGGCUAACAACGACAUCUUUAAAAGACGAGCAUUUUAUGAGGAUAACUUCCAUAGAAAUAAYCAAKACCCAAAYUGGGAGAAAUAUCGCUUGCMMAAUCAAAACAUCAGAAACUUCCACGCGAUGUCGACCAUGUUUCGUAUCACGUGUGAUUUCCCAAAGAGAGGUGGCAAUUUAACCCCUGACUACGCAUUUGGAUACCUUAGAGACUAUGAUAUCAUCAUGCAUGGCGACACCAGAGAUAAGUGCUUCACAUUUACCUAUAUCAACAUACGAGGACAUGAUUUUUACAACGUCUCUGUUMRCCCCAUACAAAUGUCCGACCGUUAUCAUUUCCAUCUUGAUUGUGGAAGGGAUUCAUGUAAUUUUGAUGUCCCUGGCCACAUAUCAGGCGAAGAUUGCUUUGGAUACUACAAUACUCAAAACAAAGUAUCUAAAUGCAACGAAAGCCCUAAAUCAACCACUCAGUUUUGGCUAGGACAGGAGUUGUAAUAUUGUUUUAAAAUAUCUUGAGCUACGUAUAUGCAUGGGUUAGUGGUUUUUGAAAUAUUUGUUCGUUAAUUGUGCUUUUAUCAAGAAAGAAUGGUUCUUGUCGUAAAUGUACCGUCUCGGUGGCUACGCCUCUGACUAUAUAUUUAUAAUUUCAUG